GCCACGGCUUCAGUGGCGGAUUAUGAGCCAGCCGCCCACCGAGCAGCGAGAUGCUACGUGGUAAUAUUGUAUUUAAAUGUGACGUAGACGAUAUCGUUUUUUCUAAUCGCGGGUAACGUUAUCACACUGACUACAAACGAGACCAAACGAAUUUGAAAAAAUAUUCAUUACAUCAACAACAAACUUGGGUAAUAGUGUUCUAACGUGUUGCAGAAACUAUGUUCUCGUCAAAUGUCGGGUUCCCGUGAUCGUUGAAUACGCUUUUCGUUUCUUAACCGAUCGCAUAGAUUUGGCCAUAACUACUUAACGAUUUGCUUGGAUAAGAUUUCGUUUUGCUGAUGUAUUCAAACAUCAAACAUGUUUCUCAGGUAUAGAAUUAUUCAGCUGAAGCGCAAUAAAUUUGCCAAAAUUAUUAUUGGUACUAUCAUUAUCUUGCUAUUGCUACUUGCCUUAUACAUACGUUCUGAGAAUCUCCAAAACUCACAUGAAUCAUCUAAUUACAGUCAUUCUAGAUUUUCCAAUCAGGCACCGGUUUUCCAUGAUCAAACACUUGGUAAUUUUGAACAGGCAACAUCAACUAAUAAACCAGGUCCUGGUGAAAAGGGUGAACCUCAUCAUGUGCCGAGUGACAGAGAAAAUGAAGCAUUACAAUCUUUAUCCGAGUAUGGCAUGAACAUGGCUUGCUCAGACGAUAUCUCUCUAAAUAGAACAAUUCCAGAUCAUCGCAUGGAUGAAUGUAAAUAUUGGUCUUACCCUGAAGAAUUACCACGUACUAGUAUUAUAAUAGUAUUUCAUAAUGAAGGUUGGUCAUCUUUAUUGAGAACUGUACACAGUAUUCUUAAUAGGACUCCACCUCAGUUUUUGGAAGAAAUUCUUUUGGUUGAUGAUUUUAGUAAUAAAGAAAAUUUAAAAAAGAAAUUGGAAUAUUACAUUGAAAGAUUUAAUGGUAAAGUAAGAUUAAUUCGGAACUCUGAACGUGAAGGAUUGAUUAGAACACGAUCAAAAGGUGCAUUAAAUGCUAGAGGAGAAAUAAUAUUAUUUCUGGAUGCUCAUUGUGAAGUUGGGUACAACUGGUUACCACCGUUGAUUGCACCUAUUGCACGAGACAGAAAAAUUAUGACUGUACCUGUAAUUGAUGGAAUUGAUCAUAAUACAUGGGAAUAUCGUCCUGUUUAUGAAAAAGAUCAUUUCUUCCGUGGUAUAUUUGAAUGGGGUAUGUUGUAUAAAGAAAUCGAGAUACCUGCUAUAGAAGAAAGAAAACGAACUUAUAAAAGCGAACCUUAUAAGUCACCCACUCAUGCAGGUGGUUUGUUUGCAAUGGAUAGAAAUUAUUUUCUAGAACUUGGAGCAUAUGACCCUGGAUUACUUGUUUGGGGAGGGGAAAAUUUUGAAUUGUCUUUUAAAAUUUGGCAAUGUGGUGGUAGUAUUGAAUGGGUACCUUGUUCUCGUGUUGGACAUGUUUACCGUGGAUUUAUGCCUUAUAACUUUGGAGAACUUGGCAAGAAAGUCAAAGGACCUUUGAUUACCUAUAAUUAUAAACGCGUUAUUGAAACAUGGUUUGAUAAUAAACAUAAAGAAUUUUUUUAUACUCGUGAACCAUUAGCCCGCUACCUAGAUAUGGGUGAUAUAAGUGAACAAGUAAAACUGAAGGAUAAAUUAAAAUGUAAAGAUUUUUCAUGGUUUAUGGAUAAUGUUGCCUAUGAUGUUUAUACUAAGUUUCCUGAACUUCCUCCAAAUUUACAUUGGGGAGAAUUGCGUAAUGUUGGCAAAACAACUUGCUUGGAUACCAGAGGUCAUCAGCCACCAGCAUUAGUAGGUUUAGAGUUAUGCCAUGGACAAGGAAAUAAUCAGCUUUUUAGAUUGAAUACAAAAGGGCAACUUGGUGUUGGUGAACGUUGUAUUUUUGCUGAUCGACAAAAUGUAAAAUUAGUUGUAUGUCCAUUAGGAACUGUUGAUGGACCAUGGCAGUAUGAAUUGACCAACAAAUUACUACUUCAUACAAUAACCAGGAAAUGUCUAAGUGCUCACCCAUUAUCCGAUCAAGUAAUAUUAACACCAUGUGAUUCAAAUAAUGCUAAUCAACAAUGGGUAUUCAAACCAAUUGUACCCAGUUGGUCAAGUUGAACAAACAAAAUCAAGAACAAAGAACAAAAUAAUCAACAAUGGGUGUUCAAACCAAUAGUAUCCAGUUGAUCAAUUUGAAUGAACAAAAUCAAGAACAUAAAAUUAUAUUUUAUCACUGUUUUUAAUUUUUAUACAUCCUUUAUACUGAACAAAUUUACUCAUUUAUUCUUGUUAUUGUAUAGAUUAUAAGAGUAUAUUUUUAUUUGAAAUACAUACAGUAUUAUAUGCA
Molecule: messenger RNA, 2353 nt
Organism: Sipha flava (yellow sugarcane aphid)
Lineage: Eukaryota; Metazoa; Arthropoda; Insecta; Hemiptera; Aphididae
Gene: Pgant7
Product: N-acetylgalactosaminyltransferase 7
Exons: 12
Coding region: 358-2124 (588 amino acids)
Cellular component (GO): Golgi apparatus
Source: RefSeq, a predicted model, not a curated record